This is a messenger RNA of Lacerta agilis (Sand lizard), 897 nucleotides long. RefSeq names its product olfactory receptor 10G6-like. The record is from RefSeq and is a predicted model, not a curated record. Gene Ontology annotation, molecular function: olfactory receptor activity; G protein-coupled receptor activity. The transcript has a single exon. Lineage: Eukaryota; Metazoa; Chordata; Lepidosauria; Squamata; Lacertidae. Gene Ontology annotation, cellular component: membrane. Gene Ontology annotation, biological process: G protein-coupled receptor signaling pathway. Bases 52 to 897 code for a protein of 281 amino acids.
CUUGAACAUUUUGAACUUCUAGGAUUCCUGUACCCCGAAGACCUAAAGUCCAUGUUGCUCAUCUUCUUCUUCUUCAUGUAUAUAUUGUGUCUUUCCGGAAAUGGCUUGAUCCUCUUAGUGGUAGCACUGGAACCCCAUUUGCACAAGCCUAUGUACUGGUUCCUCUGCCACUUGUCCAUCAUAGACAUGAUGGUCUCCUCAGUGGUAGUGCCCAAGUUGAUUGUUUGGCUGAUGGGAGGGAAUGGGGCCAUCUCCUUUGCAGGGUGUGUAGCCCAGCUCUUUUUCUUCCACUUCCUGGGCUGCACAGAAUGCUUCCUGUACACCGUGAUGGCCUUUGAUCGCUUCCUGGCCAUCUGCAAACCACUCCACUACGGCUCCAUCAUGAACCACCGUGUGUGCUUCUACCUUUCUGCUGGCACCUUGCUGGGAGGUGCCCUGCACUCUGCUCUAGAGACUUCCCUCACCUUCCAUUUGCCAUAUGGACGGGGAAACCAGGUGAACUUCAUUGCCUGCGACAUCCCAGCUGUGCUGAAGCUGGCCUGCGUGGACACAUCCCUCAAUGAGAUGGUGACUUUCAUUGAUGUGGGGUUGGUCGCCAUGGCUUGCUUCCUCCUGAUCCUGACAUCUUACAUCUAUAUCAUUUGUGCCAUCCUGAGAAUUCCCACUGCCAAGGGGAGACACCGUGCCUUUUCCACCUGCACAGCCCAUAUUACCUUGGUAAUGAUCUAUUAUGUGCCUGUUGUUUACAACUACCUGAGGCCGGCGUCUCAGGAAUCCUUUGACGGCAUCAUUGCCAUGUUUUAUGCAGCAGUGACCCCCUUUUUAAACCCUCUCAUAUACACGCUGAGGAACAAUGAGAUGAAAGUGGGUUUGAAGAAACUGUGCAGUACAAAAUGA